Messenger RNA from Larimichthys crocea (large yellow croaker), 6617 nucleotides. RefSeq names its product ankyrin repeat domain 27 (VPS9 domain) (gene ankrd27). The coding region runs from base 405 to 3926 and encodes 1173 amino acids. The record is from RefSeq and is a predicted model, not a curated record. The transcript is spliced from 28 exons. NCBI's taxonomy places the organism in Eukaryota, Metazoa, Chordata, Actinopteri, Sciaenidae. Gene Ontology annotation, molecular function: guanyl-nucleotide exchange factor activity; SNARE binding. Gene Ontology annotation, biological process: neuron projection morphogenesis; early endosome to late endosome transport. Gene Ontology annotation, cellular component: neuron projection; early endosome; tubular endosome.
UGGAGCUGGGCUCCCUCUGUUGAAGUACACUGUGCUGGGCGGCAGGGGCCAGUGUGAACCGGUUUGUUUUAGCGGCGUCUCUGGGUCAGUUGAGCAAUAACAGGAGUUUAGGACUCAAACACGCACUGUUUCUCUACGUGUGGGGACUAAAUUGGAUUCGUAAGACGUGUGAAUAUCCAGACUUUGUUACGCGGAAAGGCGGCUCUUUUAACAGCUUAUUUUUACGUGUUUUAUUGUCUGAUGUUUGGCAACCCGGACCUAAGGCUAAGGUCCUGCAGCUGGUUAGCCAGCUGAUCGCAGUAAACAGCUCCUGACAGGCUGCUGUAGGUGUUUGUCACUGCCAUGCCCACAUUUGGAUGACCCGAGGGACUCACUGAUAAAAGGAUCCAGACUUCCAGCUCCUUAUGGCUGUAUAUGAUGAGAACAUCCUGAAGAAUCCUUUCUACUUGGCAUUAGAGAAACAGAGACCGGACCUCUGCAGUCGAGUGGCAGAGAUCCACGGCAUCGUUCUGGUUCCUUGUUGUGGAAGUUUGGCCGUCAGCAGCUACUCAGACUCUCAGUUUGAGAACUAUGUUCUGCAGCCACUGGAGGAUGGAUACCAGACUGUGGAUGGAAAGGAGGUCAGGAUCCAGGACAGGCAGGUCCUGCUGGGAUCCGGCUUUCCGGCUCCGGCGUCGAUCCCCAUCCUGUUUGAUGAAACCUUCUACAAUGACCAGGAGCAGAGCUACAGCAUCCUGUGCAUCUCCAGGCCCUUCGAGGUGGAGCCGAGCCCGGGUGAGCUCAGCCCACCACCCCCAUACUGUCUGAAGAGCCUGGAGGAGGUCAGGGAGUUCUUGGGCCGCCACGCCCAGAAGCUGGACAAAUUCAUCCACGGCUUCUGUCAGGCCUUCAAAGAGCAGGAGAGGAAGGGACUCCGACACCACAUAGACUCGGUGAACGGUCUUUACACUAAAUGUCUUCAGUGUCUGCUGAGAGACUCUCGCCUGAAACUUUUGGCGAAACAGGAGCUUCAGAUGACUCUUCUCAAACAGGCUGUAGAGAUGUAUGUUCAUCAUGGUAUCCAUGAUUUAAUUUUUAACUUUGUGGGAACACUUGAAGCCAGCCAGGAUGCCGCCUUCAACAAAACCAGCAGGAGUCUGCAGGAGCUGCAGCAGAAAGACCUGGGAGUCAAACCUGAGUUCAGUAUUAACUUGUCUCGGGCAAAGAGAGAGCUGAGUCAGCUCAACCAGCAGACCUCCCCCCUCCUCAAACUGUUCUGCCUGCGCAGAGUCGCCCUGACGGCCACACAGACCCCCAGACGCACUGUCAGUAUAGAGGCUGUGUGUGCGGACGACCUGCUGUCUGUCGUCCUCUAUCUGCUGGUGAAGACGGAAAUACCCAACUGGAUGGCCAACCUGAGUUACAUCAGGAACUUCUGCUUCAGCCACUCCAGUAAAGAUGAACUCAGCUACUGUCUGAGCACCUUCGAGGCUGCAGUGGAGUACAUCAACCUGGGGAAGCUGCAGGACACCGGCUCAGGCGAGCUGAAUGACAAGGCACUGUUCAAAGAGAGGAUGAGUCUGCUGUAUCAGAGUGCUGCCACGCCCAUUCACUGUCUGUUUGAGCACAUAGCGAAUGGAAACGAAGUGGAGGUGGAACGUCUGCUGAGUGAAGGAGAGAACAACGAGGACGUCAAGAUGUGUCACCCCCUCUGUUCCUGUGACAUCUGUGACCUCCAGCUGUCCGGCCGUUUGAACGACCCAUCCAUCGUCACGCCAUUCUCCAGAGACGACCGAGGUUACACUCCGCUGCACGUCGCUGCAGUCUGUGGUCAGUCUCAGCUCAUUGACCUGCUGGUAUGUAAAGGAGCGCCCGUCAACGCCACAGACUACCACGCCCUGACACCACUGCACCUGGCCUGUCAGCGGGGAUACCAGGGAGUCACGCUGCUGCUCCUGCACUACAAAGCUAACACAGACGCUCAGGACAACAACGGCAACACACCGCUGCACCUCGCCUGCAUGUACGGACACGAGGACUGUGUGAAGGCGUUGGUGUACUACGACGUCCAAACGUGCCGUCUGGACCUGCAGAACGAUAAAGGCGACACAGCGCUGCACAUGGCGGCCCGCUGGGGCUACGAGGGAAUCAUCCAGGUGCUGCUGGAGAACGGAGCGAGCACCGACAUCCUGAACAAGAGCAAAGACUCGCCGCUGCAGUGUGCACUGAACUCCAAGAUCCUCAUGUUGUUACAGUCGACCCAGAACGGACGUCAGCGCAGUGGCAGCGGAGUCGAUUCGCCCAGUCGCUCCCCUCUGGCCUCAGACUGCAGCAGCCGUCGCUCAUCCAUCUCCAGCACAUCCUCUCUGGGCUCCGAGGCCAAACCAGAGGGAGAACGGGUCCGACACAGAGAGGUGGAGAAGCUGCUGCGUGCUGUGGCAGACGGUGAUGUGGAGAUGGUGCGUUACCUGUUGGAGUGGAUGGAUGAGGAAGAGGAGGAUGAAGGAGAACUCCGGUCCGAGGCUCUGCUCUGCCACCCACUGUGUCAGUGUCCGAACUGCGCUCCCACUCAGAAGCUAUCCGUCCUGCAGGCCGGAGCUCUCGGCGUUAACAGCUGUAACAUUGACGGUUUCACACCUCUCCACGUUGCGGCCCUACACGGCCACUCUGCGCUGGCUGCCUUGCUGAUCCGCCACGGAGCCAACGUCAACGCUCGCACCAACCAGAGUGCUACACCGCUUCACCUGGCCACCCAGAACAGCCACGUCCAGGUGGUGAGGUUUCUGCUUGAGUGCAACGCCAAACUGAACAAGAAAGAUCACUAUGGCAACACGCCUCUAAUACAUGCCUGUCUCUGUGGAAACCUGGAGACAGCCACCACCCUGUUACAGAGUAAUGCAUUGGUGAACGUAGCGAACCUUCAGGGCAACACGGCCCUACAUGAGGCGGUGCGGGGUGGACACCAGGCGCUGGUGGAGCUGCUGCUGAGGGGUGGAGCCUUGCCUGGCAUCAGGAACAAGAGGCAGAGGACGGCGCUGGACUGCGCCUACGAACUGGGCGGCAAGAACACUGAGAUCCUGAGAGCUCUGCAGAAAGCGUCUGGACUGUCUCCUGACGAUGAACCAAUCAAACUCCUCUCUGUGCCCAAAGGCGCUCUGGCUCAUUCAUUCGUCCAGCGCCUGAGGCUGCAAGAUCACGCCAACGGGAGGAGACAGAAGCUGGCCAUCAGCAGGAUUCAACAGAUGAAGAAAGGCUCCUCUGGUCCUCCCCCCAGGUCUUUAUCCCCAAACCAGGUGAAUCCUGACAGGAGGAGGUUGAGGCGAGGUGAGACGGUGGAGGUCAGCAGCCCCUCAGCAAGCCUCAACGCUGGGCCCCGGCUGAGAGAGCGGCCCCUGGGUCGCUGUCACACCCUUGACUCUGGAGAACAAACACCAGAGCAGCCUGAGCCCUCACACACUCCAGACACGACUGAACAAACUCCACCAGAGAGUAAUCAGACACACACUCCGAGCGACAGCCCUCCUUCAGUAGGUGUUCAGAUGUCCACAGAUGUAGACGAUACACAGGCUGACACCAGUCAAACACACUCCACCGAUGACUGCAGCACCGGCAGUGAGACUCCACCAUCCUCGCCCUCUAAUGCACUGUCACGUGUUGAUAAUGUGUGUGAACCCCCUCCUACACACACGUUUAUAGAUGACUGUGCUUCAUACGACCCCACCGAGCCGUCUGACCCCAUCAGCCCUCUGAAUGGACAGCUAGAGUCAUCUGACGACCAGACUCACAGUGAAAAUAAGGCUUUGCAGUCUGGAAGCGAGGGCGGUGAGUCCAGUCCCACCUGCUCUGCUGACAUCCACCCAAUAACCCAGACUGAUGAAGAUGACCAGAGAGACACCAACCAAACGCCAGAAACGAGCACAGAGUUGAACCACGGAGGCUGCAACUGAAAUGGUGACGUUAUAGAGGAGCACUGACCUGAUUUAAACUUCUGGUUUCCCUUUUCCUCGACAUGAAACAUUGCACAACACCAAAAACUUAAAUGUUUGCCAAAAGGAAAAACGAAAAGCACACAGUUUCCAAACAGAUAUGGGGGUAACUCCCUUGUGAAGCCAAGCUGACUCGUACUGUAGCUGACAGAGUGACAUCUACCAGCUGCUUGUUGAAGUUCUUUCGACUGUUUUAAUUCUGCAGAAAUUCAAAGGGUCGGUUCCACCGACUUACAAAACAAUAUGUUUUCUCACUUAUCCCUGGUGGUAUCUAAUCAUGAAGACAGGUUUGAUAUAGGGAAUCUGUUCAUCUUUAUUGUAUUUGGUGUGGAGGCAAAUUAAAGAACACAUGUCCAUUGCAAACACUGAGAGAAAUAAGCGAGAAAAUGUGUUUGUAAUUUGGGUGUGCUGUCCCUUUUUUAAAGUCACAAUGAAGUGCUAAAAUGUAGUUUUCUGCAUUACACAUCUCAAUUUUUGUGCCACCUCAUAUUCACCGACAAAGUCCCUGCUGAUUGCUGUUCACAUUGUAAAACUCAGCUGACAGUUAUGAGCUUUUCGGAGCACACAACAGCAUCUUAAUAUUCAGAUGACGUAAAAAAAACAAAACAGCAAAAUACAUUUUCAUUAUCUUAUAUUGUUUUAUUUUGAAAUCACUUUAAUUUUCUGGGAAACCUUGGAUCCCCCCCCCUUUUUGUUCUGUGCUCCAAUCACGGUUGAGCUAGCUUCGGUUAACUUUCCUCUUUCCUGUACUUAAACAUGCAAUGUGCUAAAUUUUGAAGAGAGUAAGAGCGACAAAUGUGUAGUCACAUCUUAAGUUAGUGAAUGUUAGCUAGCAUUUUUGCUAACACUACCUAACAAAUCUACAACAGUUGUUAGUUAGCUAGUUACACGUCAUUUCACUCUUAUCUUUGAACAAAUUUCAGACGAGCUAACAGGACUUAGUAAGGCUUACUUGUGGAUCAAGUACAGAAAAACAGUGUUGCACAUUACGGCUUUAAAUCAAACUGACUUUCCCUUCACUACUUGACAUACUGUUCAUUUGCACUUGUGUUUGUUAAUUUAAAGGGAACAGAGGAUAAAACAUUUUAACCUUUUUGAAAACAUAAGUGUAUGUGCUGCAGUUAGCCCAGUGCAUACAUUGUAGAACUCAAACAUCUAAAAACAGAACUGAAAUCAGAAAGAAAAAGAAUGGAUGUUGAAAUUUUGUUUGAAUGGUUACUACCAGCAUUAUGUUGCAUCCUGUUUCAGAGUCUACUAAAAUAUCAUUUAAUUGUGACUUUAACAGGUCAGAUGUAACAUUAUCAGACUUUCAGUUAAAUUCCUCCUGUCUGAAGGCGGCUCCUCUAUCUCCUCCUCUUUUCACCUGAGUUUGAAGCACUUUCUUUCUUCUAGCUUUUACAAAAAAACAAAAAGGGAUGCAAGUUUCAUACCGUAUGAAUGUUGUUAUUUAGUUGUGUUUUAGGCCACUAGACUGUAGCUCUGAUCUGAGCACCAGACUUCAUUUGAAGAAGUCUUUUUUAUUUUACUUGAAUAUUAGACAGUUUCACUGUUAAAAAUUAAUUUACAGUUUGCUAGAUUUGCUCUUCUUCCUUGUUUAAUAUCGUACUACUCUACUUGUGUUUUUAAUAGGAUUAUUUUAUUUUUGUAUGACUCCCGUUGAUGGUAGUGUGUCGUGUAUUCAGAGAGGUUCAGCUUCUCCUGGAUGUGUUUUCUCCACAGAUUUCCUUCCUUUCAACCACUGAUUUCACUUUAUUUCUGUGAAAAUGAACUUGCGGAGACUUGAACAUUGCUGCUGAUAGAUAAUCCAUCACAGCUGAAAACAUCAGGGCAGUAAAACUCAAAUACAAUAUGACGCUAUAGGUAUACUGUACUCAAAAAUUACCUUCAUGAUGCAUUCAAGAACACUCGAACAACAUGAAUGUGUUUUAAAUUUGUUGCUUUUAUGCAACUGGCUGUCAGUAGUCUGUCCUUGAACACAGCAACAGGGAGUGUCUUGAAAAGGAUCUGUGCUUACAAUAUAAUGUAGAUUGAUACUAGCAAAUAUUUGUUAUAUAAAUUAAAUACUGAUGGAUAACUUAUUUCAAGAAAGUUUCAAGUCGUUGUAAGUUGAUUUUUGCAGCAAACAGAAGUGAAACCAUCUGCCCGCCUUCAGGACCAAUAGAAGAUUUUGAAAUUGAUCAGCAGUGAUGUCAAACAUGGAGCAAACCCAGCUGUUUAGUCCUUUAACAGUAGAAGAUAUUUACUGGUAUAUAAUACAUUAGAACACAAUGAAACUGCUGCAGUACUGUAGUCACUAUCAGUGUUACUGUUUACACUAUCACAGAGUUCACCUAGUGUGUGAAACAACAGACAGUUUCAGUGACCUCCUUUGACUCUCCGUUCUUUGUUUUUCUGUCAGUUUUUUCAACUCUAACCCUAACUUUGUUUUUGACCCGUCCGUCACGGACACAUUCGCCAAUUCUUCAACAAAGCAGCGUCUUUGUGUUUUAACAGUGUUUAAACAGAAAGGAUGUCAGACCCAAUCAGAAGUCAAGUCUUAAUUAUUUUUGUACCACUGUUUUUAAUUUCAGGUUCGGAUGUUUAAAUUUGUUGUGAAUGUGCCUUAUUUAAUUCACACCCAAAUAAUCAAUAAUAAACCUGUCAUUGAGACUA